AUGUCGUCGGAAUGUUCAAAUAAAGAUUGGAUUAUUGAAUUAAAUGUUCGUCCAAAUUCAAUGUCUCCUAUUGAUCCACCAUCAUAUGAUGAAAAUGAAAAUGAUUCUCGUAUUUUAUUCUCAAUAUAUUCCAUGACAUUAGGAGAAAGUUUUUCAUCACAUAAUAUUGAUUCUUAUAUUCUUGAUCAUAUUCAAAUUGAAAAAGAAUGUUCACAACAAGAUGAUUUAACGUUAGUUUGGUCUGAUGCUAUUUCAUUGACAUUAUGUUUUUUAGCAAGUUUAGCUCAUCAUGGAGAUUAUUCACAAGAACAUUUAUUACAAAGAUAUUUUCAAUGGUGGAUGAAUGGAUAUAUGUGUCCAACUGGUCUUUGUUUUACUCCACAUGUUGAUAUUAAAAAAUCUAUUGAUUUAUUUGGUGAAACUCAAGCAGCUCAAGCAUUAGGUAUAGAAGUUGAUAUAGAAAAAAAAACCUAUGGUCUUUCACCAAAACCUGCAGCAUUACUUCGUUUAUCUCCAAUUAGUUAUUUUUAUUCAAAACAUUCUUAUUCAAAACGUCUUGAAAUUAUAAAAGAUUGUGUUAAAAGAAUGUUUGGAAAAUCUACAUCAAUUGAUGUAUUUGUUGCUUAUAUUGAAUUACUUGUUAAUGCUCUUAAUGGUUUUUCAAAAGAAGAUAUUAUUCAAUCAAUUAAAUUAAAACAAAAUUCAAAUGAUUCUUUAAAUAAGAUUUUUUUUCUUUUAAUUAAUUUUAUUUCAAAUGAUAAUAAUAAUAUUGAACAAGGUCUUCAACGUGCUUUAAAAAUGAUAUAUAUACAACAAAAAGAAUGUAAAUAUCUUAAUCCUUAUGAUUCAGAUGAAACUAUUCUUUUAACACUUUAUUUACAAAUAAGUGGAGCUCUAUAUAAUUCUAUUCCUGAUCAAUGGUUUAAAAAAAUCUAUGCAAGAAAAACAAUUGAAUCUUUAACUAAAUGGAUUAUUUAUGAAAGAAAUCAAAACUUACAUUCAAUUUAA
This is a messenger RNA of Rotaria sp. Silwood1, 1008 nucleotides long. The record is from the annotation of a GenBank genome assembly. Lineage: Eukaryota; Metazoa; Rotifera; Eurotatoria; Philodinida; Philodinidae.